Messenger RNA from Gambusia affinis (western mosquitofish), 6728 nucleotides. RefSeq names its product prostaglandin F2 receptor inhibitor b (gene ptgfrnb). The record is from RefSeq and is a predicted model, not a curated record. NCBI's taxonomy places the organism in Eukaryota, Metazoa, Chordata, Actinopteri, Cyprinodontiformes, Poeciliidae. The coding region runs from base 415 to 3093 and encodes 892 amino acids. The transcript has 15 exons.
UCCACCUGGGACCUCCCCGCUUCCUCCUUGCUCACCUAACUUCCGGCCUGUCUCUUUCUCUUCUCUCUCCUUUCCUCCUUCCCAAUCAGCCUUAGUCAGUCUGUGGAUGUGUCUGCUUCGCUCCCACACUAUUAAAAGCAGCUCAGUCAUGUCAGCGUGUGGAGAAUCGUGGGAACGCUCUCGCCGGGUCUUCAUUUCUUUGGAUUAGGAUACGCCGGGUGUGCGCUCGUUUUCUGGGCUUUUUGCGGCUUCGCUCGGGGUGUGUACGGAGCGCAGCGGACCGACCGCCAAGAGUUUCAUUAGGGUUUGACCCUCUAUCUACGGGAGGGCUGUUUUUUCUUGUCCCAGCACAGGACAAAGGACGUGGGGAAAUUAAGGACUAAAGGAGGACGGCAGAGUAGGAGAGUGGUGAACAUGGAACCCGGUUUCCUUGCUCUCGCCUUUGGUCUUUUAUUAAUCGGUGGAUGCUCGGCCCGUGUGGUGACGGUGUCUCCUGGUCCGUUAAUCAGGGUGGAAGGUCAGCCGGUCUCCAUCCGGUGUGACGUCAACGACUAUGGAGGACCCAGUGAGCAGGAUUUCGAUUGGGAGAUGUCCAGGGAAGUAACCGGGCCAAAGAUCAGGAUCAUCUCCACCUUCGAGUCCGGCUUCUCGGACUCUUUGUUCAGCAGGCGUGUCGCGUCCGGUGACAUCUCGGUGGUGCGUCUCCAGGACAAUGAGGCGGAGCUAAAGAUCGGCGAGGUGAAGCUGACGGACGCCGGUUUCUACCUCUGCCGAACGCCGAGUACCGACCCGACCACCAGCGGCAACUACAAUGCUCAGGUCCAGCUCAGGGUUAUCCCUAACACCCUCAAGGUGACCCCCCAGACGCCGCCCCCGGUCGUCCAAGAGGGACACGACCUCACGCUUUCCUGCAACGCCACGCGAGAACUGGCCUUCCCUUCCCUGACCUACCUGUCCGUCGCCUGGUUGGUGAAAACCGGCGGCGGCUCUGAGGAGAUCCUCACGUUUGGCCCCCAGGGAGACGUCGUCACGGGUCCGAGGUUCACCCGCCGCUACCUUGACGGGGACCUCCGCCUGGUUCCCGGCAGGAGCGGCGCCUUCCAGCUGGUGAUUUCCAGGGUCACCGCGUCCGACGAAGGGACGUACGCCUGCACGGGGUCGGAAUGGACGCAUGAAAGCGGAGGGAAGUGGACGAAGAUUGUGGAAAGCUCCAAGGAGAUGGGGGCCGUCUCCGUCACUCCUACAAAUCGUUCCCUCAAUGUGAAAGCUUCAUCUUCGCCUUCCUCGCCAUCCUCCUCUUCACUGCUACUGUCUCCCGGCAACACGCUGACCCUCCUCUGCCGCGUCUCCGCCGGCAACCUGCGCGCCCUCUCCCUGGAGGUGACCUGGCUGGCCGACGAUCGCGAAAUCAUCACCGUGAACCACAGCGGCGUGGUGAGCGCCAGCGCGGCCUCGAAAGGAGGCGAUGCCAGCCUGGAGAAGACUGGAGACGGCGACUACAGGUUGGCGGUCAGGGGCGUGAGCGGCAGGGACGGCGGGAUCUAUACCUGCCGGGUUCAAGCCUUUAUGGAGGAAGGACGCAUCACAGGAGGAGGAGCAGGGCGGUGGCACAAGGUGGCGGAGAGAACCUCCAACCCCGUGACUGUGAAGGUCUCUGAAACCAAGCCGAACUUCACUCUGACCCUGGAAGCCGCCAAAAAGCCCCAGAAGACAGGCGAACCCAUAGAGCUCUCCUGUGACGUGACCAACAUCAUCCAGUUACCACCAGGGGGCAGACUAGGUGUCAGAUGGGAGCACAGCGGCCUUCCUGAUAAGGGGACAAACGCUCCGCCCCCGAAGCUCAUUGGCUCCUUGGACUCCUACGGCAACCUGGAGUCGAAUUCGGCUUACAAAGACAGGCUGGACAGCGGAGUGUUGGGUCUGAGCAGAUCCCAACCCAACACGUUCAAACUGCGGUUUCUCCGCACGCAGAAGAUCGACAUGGGCCAGUAUGUGUGCGCCGUCUCUGCCUGGAGCGUUAGCAGCCAGGGGGAGAUGGUGCAGGCCGCCGAGUACAAAAGCUCGCCGCUGACCGUACGGUGGGACACCAAGACCCCCACUCUCAACGUCGCGGCCAAAACCAUUCGUCAGGCCUCUGUGGGCGGGGCUACCUUUGAGAUGAGCUGCUCCGCCGUCACCGAGAACAUCGGGGACUGGAUCGGCUUCGCCGUGUACAUCCAAUCACAGGGCAGCAUGGACGGCGGCGUCAAAACCAUCAUGUCCCUUAGCCCCGACAACGUGGUGCAGAUCACCGACCCAGCUAGGAGCGACAACCUGGUUCUUUCCAAAACCGGCUCGGGAGAGUUCCACUUCCGCCUGGAGGGCGUCCAGGUGUCCGACAAAGGUUACUACUGGUGUAACGUCACGGCUUUCACCAAACAGCAGCCCGAUCAGUCCUGGACCACCGCCGCCACGUCGGAGUCCAACAAAGUUAACAUUGACUUUAAAGUAAACGGGCCGAUAUUCUCCGUCAAAAUCCACUCCGACGCCAGCAGCGUUUAUCCGUGGGAAACGGCCAAGAUGGAGUGCUCCGUCGGCGUCUCCGGAUCCUCGCCAAAAAGCGGCGGCGCGAACUCUCAGACAGAGGAGCUGGCGUACGAGGUCAGGUGGUUUUUCACCCGGCUGCGCGGCGAACAGACCACGAGUCCGGUGGUCAGCGUGGACCGCUUCGGCGUCGCGACCAAGCCCAACCGCAACUCGUCCAGCGACGUCUCCAUAGAGCGCAAGGACGCCAACACCUACGUGCUCAACAUUUUCGGCACUCAGGACAGUGACAGCGGUGAGUACCACUGCAUGGUGACGCCGUGGUACAAGUCGGCCUCAUCAGGACUUUGGACUCAGGAUAAAGACUAUACCUCUGGCAAAGUCUUCCUCUCCGUCAAAUUUGCAGUAUGGGACUCCUUAAAGCUACCUCUCCUAUACGGUGCAUCAGCCUCUCUGGGUGUGGGCGUCUUCUCUCUGCUCCUGGGCCUGAUUUGCGCCCGCUGCUGCUGCCGCAACACGGCGCACACUCCCCGCUCGCGCAGCAAGCUGAUGGACCUCGAGAUGGACUGACAAACACUUUCCCCUGCGCCCGCGCACUGCAGCGCCCACAAGAAGCACCACCACGCGCAAAACAGACACACUCCCGUCGACGACUUCUGGGACACCCACCUGUUUGCCGCCGACGGGCGCUGGGAAUGAGCCCGUCGUUUCGGGAGCCUGGCCGACCGAUCACAGUGCUUAUAUUUUUGAAAUAAAAUUAAAUCUAAUAAAGGUGCUUUUUGGGGAGGGGGAACUUCUCCGCUCUGCAGUGGAGGCGCAGGGGAUUUUUCACGCUCGCUCGAUGGAGAAAUAGCCUUUCAGACUCCUGCUUCGUUUUUUUGAAUACGUUUUGUUUUCCCGAUAGGAUUUCUAUCCGCUUUGAGAAACUCUGAGAAAGCCGGAGCUUCUGAGAUGUCACUUUCCCGCUGGGACUAGAGGACCUCUACACAGAUCUGCUGCUCUCUCUAACCACUAGGAAUAACAAGAAAAGAAGAAGAAGCGCUCAGGCUGGAUUACUUUCUUUUUCACUGCUUUUUUUCCAUAUGCCAAGGCUCAUCGCAAAGUACAACCUUUUUUUUUUUUUUAAUAGCGGAUGAACCACGAAAAACUCCGAAGCUGGAUUAAUCGUACCUGGAUUUAUCUGAUUUUGUUUUUUUGGGGGUUUUUUCGUUUUGAAGCCUGAGCCGUCCUUCUGCCAUAAAGGAGUUUGUGGAGUAAAUAUAAAAACAUGUUUCCAAAUGAGAGGCGUUGCACUAUACCAUCCCAGAGUGAUCCUAUUUUAACAAAAAAAGGAAAAUAACUAACUUUAUUGUCAGGACUUUUCUCUUUUUCCUUUUUUUUUGUUAUCUUUUGAAAAUUGAGAGAUUUUAAAGUGACAUUAAAGAGACAUUUUUAAGCUUUACAAAAAGAUAUGCAGUCGGUGUGUUUGUGUGUGAGAUAUACUGUACACAGUGCCAAUAUUUGUGGAGUGUGCUUAGUUCAGAUUACCGGACCGACACUUGAACAGUCGCUACUGGCGGCGGAGGAAAACACUCCUCUUUUAUAAGUAUUCAGAAAUGUAUCCAGAUGUUAUUUUUGCCUGAGUCUUGUGUGUGUUUUGUACAGUGUGUGAGUGCUGUGCGACAAAGGGUUGCAUGUACUGUUUAGUAACAGUAUGAUGUUUGUCAUGGGCGACAUAAAUCUUUUCUCCUUCCUCACUAAAAGCCUGCUGCUUUCGGAUUUUAAAAACUGGCUGCUGAAAAUGCUAGCCAACGUGAGCACAUGAUGCUAAUUCAUUAUGACACAAGAAACUCAGUUGCUUUUUUUCUUUAUUAUUUGCAUUAAUCAUAGUUUGUAAUUUUGCAUGUCCAUGAGCCUCACAUGUUUUAAUUUGUUUUUAAAUAGUUUUUUUAAAUGUGCUUAGCUUGGAUUUGUUUAGCAUAAAGACGAAAAGCAGAGAGACGGCUAAAUCUGCUUGCUAACAGAAAUCAUAUGGACAACCUACUUUUGUUAAAUGACUAUAAAACAGCUUUUGGCCACUAUAUGAACCCCAAUUUUUAUAAUUUUUGUAACAUAUGUGAAGCUGUGAAAGUUUUGCUUUCCAAAACUAUAACUUUUUACCUCAACUAGUAGUUAGCCUAAUUAAAUUAUGCUAGGUUCUAUCCCACUUCAAGCUGGAUUUUAUGCAACUUUUAAGAUGGUCUAUGGUUAAACUCAAACUAGGUUUAAUCCCUGUUUAAGCGAGGCUUCAAUUUACUUCAAGCUGUUGCCUGUGGGUCUGUCAAAAUUCAGGGGCUACAUUUGAAGGUUGAUUAUGUCACAACUCCAUCCAAAUUCAAAGGCCUCUUAAAAGAGUUGGGGGGGUUUUCUGCAGCGUUGAAGGACAGAUACAACUUCAUGCUGUGUAUCAGGAUUGGUUGUUUCCCACUUCAAGCUAGACCAUAACCUGCUUCAAGCUAGGCUAUAACCUGCUUCAAGCUAGGCUAUAACCUGCUUCAAGCUAGGCCAUAACCUGCUCCAAGCUAGGCUAUAACCUGCUUCAAGCUAGGCCAUAACCUGCGUCAAGCUAGGCCAUAACCUGCGUCAAGCUAGGCCAUAACCUGUGUCAAGCUAGGCCAUAGCCUGCGUCAAGCUAGGAUGUGUAAGGCUAUGCUAUAUUCUGCUUUAAUCUGUCCAAAAACGCAUACAUAUUCAGUUUUGUUAAAUUCUUUACUGAUGGUUGUUAGUUGACAUGGUAACCAGAAAACAUUUGGAAAAUGUAACCUCUAAUAUUUCCUUAAAUUAUUUAAUAUGUUUAGCUUCUUCUCAUGAUUUGCUCUAUACCAAGCUGGCUGUAUAAUUGAUAUUUAUGUUGCAGAUUUUCUUUCAGAUAAAAAUUUUAAAAGAGGAAUCAUAAAAUUUGGCAUAAUUUCAAAAUAUUAUUCAUGUAGUAUAAAACCUAAGAAAUGUUAAAUUGUUAAAUUGAUCAUUUCUGACGUGGACUUGGUGUAAGUUUGUGCUGAACAUCCAUAAACCCUGACAAUAAUUUGUAAGGAAAGCAAAUCACGCUGAAUUAUAGCUAAAUAUCUAAUGUAAUAGCUUAAGACUAAUUAGGUUGUUUUUACUUGGAGAAACAACCAAAUAUAACAUAUUACUGUUAAUUUUAUAAGUCUGUCGAAAUACAAAUUGGCACUGGAAGUAAACCGUAUAAAGAAAUUGACUUAAUGACAGAAUUAGGCAGCAAAUUUCAACUUUUAAUAAAGUAAUAAAUUGAGAAGUUAGCUUAGUCUCGGGCGCAAAAAUGUAUUCACAAGUGUUUUGAGUCAGUUUAUGCAACAAAACCUGUUUUGUUUUUUGUUUUUUUCCAUUAGCAGUUGAAUGAACUUGUGGGGUUGACAUCAUGUUGAGUGGUGUGUGUGAACACACACUCACAGCUCCACCAACAACAUAAAGUGACAAGAGUUUCAGUCCAGACCCACCAGGAGGCAACCAGCCUCUUCCUGGACUAAGAGGAAACUGUUAGUGUGUAAAGAGAUGUUUUUAAAGUGAAUUUUAAUCAAAUAUUUAAGAGCAAUAAUCAGGUUACAGCUCAGAGAACGAUGCACUCUCAGUCAGAGCUACAACACUCCAGGAUGAGGAGAUGAUUACUUUAUUCACCUGUAACUUUUUUUUGUUGUUCUUCUGAGGCGGCAAGUCCAGAAGGAUUAUUCCAACCACAACUCUGUAAGAAUAUUCUGUCAAACGUUGUCGUUUGUGGGGCCGAAUUUGACCCAGAUCCAAAACUUAGAACGUUGAUUUUGGGAAAACCAAACGGAGCCGGGAUAAUCAGUUCCUAACACGUCCUCCGCUUGGGAAUGAAAGUUGGGAGGAAUGCUGGGACACAGUUUGUGUUUUGGCCUGACUGAUGGUGACUCUUCUUUCCAGGAAGGUGUGUGUGCUUCUUUCUGCUGUCUGGGGUUUUCAGGAUCCGUUUUGCGAUCCUCGGUAAGCGGCUGUAUAAAAAUAAUACUAAUAAUAAUAAUACUAAUAAUAAUAAUGAUGCUUUGUGCCAAAUGUUCCCAAUUUUACACCACGGGAAGUAGCAUUGAUGCACACCACUGAUCUUGUCCCAGGAAGGCUUCCAUAUUGUCUUUUUUUGGUUUGUUUUUAUAGCAGUUAAUAUAAUAAAUCAUGAUGAUUUUUUUUAAUAAAUAGAUUUGUGAUAUGUA